GACAACAGCCCCCUCGCAGGCUUUUACGUGAGGAGAAAAACGUCAUAGGAAGCAGGUUAGCCAUGGAAACGACUGAACAAGGGUCUCCCACCGGAGUGGAUCAGAACUGCUGUGAUGGGUCUCUCACAGGAGUUCCCAAGGUUGACUACGAGAGCAAAACAAGGCACACCGGUGAGAAACCCUACAUGUGCGGUGAGUGCGGGUACAGGACAGCAACAAAGUCCAUUUUGGCUAAACACAUGAGAAUGCAUACAGGGGAAAGGCCCUUUAAGUGUGACCAGUGCAACUAUGCUACAUCACAUAAGCCCAAUUUGGACAGGCAUAUAGCAGCAAAACACGGUGGUGAAAAACACUUCAAGUGUGACCAGUGCGACUAUUCUGCAACACAAAAAUACCACCUUGAUUACCAUAUGGCAACAAAGCACACGGGUGACAAACCCUACAUGUGUGCGGAGUGUGGGUACAGGGCAGCUCAAAAGUGUCACUUAUCUGAGCAUAUAAGAACUCAUACAGGAGAAAAACCCUUCACGUGUGACCAGUGUGACUAUUCUGCGGCGCAGAAAUCGACUUUGGACCAGCAUCGCACAAAACACAGUGGUGAGAAACCCUACAUGUGUGGGGAGUGUGGGUACAGGACAGCUCACAAGUCUAACUUAUCUCACCAUAUGAGAACCCAUACAGGGGAAAAGCCCUACAAGUGUGACCAGUGCGACUAUUCUGCAUCACAGAAAGCCAAUUUGGACAACCAUAUAGCAGCAAAACACACUGGUGAGAAACCCUACAUGUGUGGGGAGUGUGGGUACAGGACAGCUAAAAAGUACGCCUUAUCCCAACAUAUGAGAACCCACACUGGAGAGAAACCCUACAAGUGUGACCAGUGUGACUAUUCUGCAGCAGAGAAAUCAAGUUUGAACAAACAUUUAGCAAAACACACCGGCGAGAAACCCUACAUGUGUGGAGAGUGUGGGUUUAGGACAACUUGGAAGUCAACCUUGUCCAAGCACAUGAGAACCCAUACAAGAGAAUGAUCAAACAAUGAUAGAGUCGAUUCCGAGUCACCAAGAGGGUUUUGAAACAAUAUUUGUCAUAAGUUUGAACUAUUCUAAGUAAA
Messenger RNA from Branchiostoma floridae (Florida lancelet), 1111 nucleotides. RefSeq names its product gastrula zinc finger protein XlCGF8.2DB-like. The transcript has 2 exons. The record is from RefSeq and is a predicted model, not a curated record. Gene Ontology annotation, biological process: regulation of transcription by RNA polymerase II. Gene Ontology annotation, molecular function: DNA-binding transcription factor activity, RNA polymerase II-specific; RNA polymerase II transcription regulatory region sequence-specific DNA binding. Bases 63 to 1028 code for a protein of 321 amino acids. Lineage: Eukaryota; Metazoa; Chordata; Leptocardii; Amphioxiformes; Branchiostomatidae. Gene Ontology annotation, cellular component: nucleus.